Molecule: messenger RNA, 174 nt
Organism: Diversispora eburnea
Lineage: Eukaryota; Fungi; Glomeromycota; Glomeromycetes; Diversisporales; Diversisporaceae
Source: the annotation of a GenBank genome assembly
AUGUAUUUUGGUCAUUUUCUUGAAUUUAAAACGAUUUUUGCAAAUGAACCUAAUUCUUGGAAAGUUUUUCAGAAACAUUAUGAAGAGUUGUUUGGGAAUGCAGCUCAAAAUGGGUGGCAGACUUCACCUAAGGCUAAAUAUCAGCGAGAGACCGAUAGCGAACAAGUACUGUGA